This is a messenger RNA of Budorcas taxicolor (takin), 1407 nucleotides long. RefSeq names its product interferon-inducible GTPase 5. Gene Ontology annotation, cellular component: membrane. Gene Ontology annotation, molecular function: GTPase activity; GTP binding. The transcript has a single exon. Lineage: Eukaryota; Metazoa; Chordata; Mammalia; Artiodactyla; Bovidae. The record is from RefSeq and is a predicted model, not a curated record. The coding region runs from base 1 to 1407 and encodes 468 amino acids.
AUGGCUACUUCGAAGUUGCCAGCGGUGUCCGGGGAGGAGGAGACCACCAUCCUCAUGGCCAAGGAAGAGCUGGAGGCCCUGCGCACCGCCUUCGAGUCGGGCGACAUCCCCCAGGCCGCUUCCCGCCUCCGGGAGCUGCUGGCCUCCUCGGACUGCACCCGGCUGGAGGUGGGCGUCACAGGCGAAUCGGGGGCCGGCAAGUCGUCCCUCAUCAACGCCCUUCGCGGCCUGGGCGCCGAGGACCCCGACGCGGCCCUCACCGGCGUCGUGGAGACCACAAUAGAGCCCUCGCCCUACCCGCACCCGCAGUUUCCAGACGUGACCCUGUGGGACCUGCCAGGGGCCGGCUCUCCCGGCUGCUCGGCCGACAAGUACCUGAAGCAGGUGGACUUCGGCCGCUACGAUUUCUUCCUACUCGUCUCGCCCCGCCGCUGCGGCGCGGUGGAGACCCGCCUGGCCUCCGAGAUCCUGCGCCAGGGCAAGAAGUUCUAUUUCGUGCGCACCAAGGUGGACGAGGACCUGGCGGCCACGCGCAUGCAGCGGCCCUCGGGCUUCAGCGAGGGGGCGGUCCUGCACGAGAUCCGCGAGCACUGCGCCGAGCGGCUGCGCGGGGCCGGCGUCCACGACCCGCGCGUCUUCCUUGUGUCCAACCUCUCGCCCGCGCGCUACGACUUCCCGCUGCUCAUGUCCACCUGGGAGCGCGAUCUGCCCGCGCACCGGCGCCACGCCGGCCUGCUGUCGCUGCCGGACAUCUCGCUGGAGGCCCUGCAGAAGAAGAAGGACAUGCUCCAGGAGCAGGUGCUCAAGACGGCCCUGGUGUCCGGCGUCAUCCAGGCCCUGCCUGUGCCCGGGCUGGCGGCCGCCUACGACGACGCGCUGCUCAUCCGCUCGCUGCGCGGCUACCACCGCAGCUUCGGCCUGGACGACGACUCGCUGGCCAAGCUGGCCGAGCAGGUGGGCAAACAGGCAGGGGACCUGCGCUCCGUCAUCCGCUCCCCGCUGGCCAACGAGGUCUCCCCCGAGACUGUCCUGCGGCUCUACUCCCAGUCGUCCGACGGCGCCAUGAGGGUGGCCCGGGCCUUUGAGAAGGGUAUCCCGGUGUUCGGGACACUGGUGGCGGGGGGCAUCAGCUUCGGCACCGUCUACACCAUGCUCCAGGGCUGCCUAAACGAGAUGGCCGAGGAUGCCCAGCGUGUCCGCAUCAAGGCUCUGGAGGAGGAGGAGGAGGAGGAGGACGCUCAGCCCGAUGUCAGCCUGGAGGCGGCUGGUGACAACGGAGUGGAGAAGCGGGGAUCCGGGGAGGGGAGCAUGGAGGAAGCCCCACUCUCGACCCGCCGGAAGAUUGGCCUCCUCCUUAAGUACAUUUUGGACAGCUGGAAGAAGCGAGACUUGUCCGAAGACAAAUGA